AUGGAGGACUCGAUGGAGCUCACUGUUCACCACCACGGCACCCCGCACACCUUCACCCUUCCACCUUCAGCAACACUACAAGACCUAUCCCACGAAAUAGAGAGCAUGCUCAACAUCCCAACAGACAACCAAAAGCUCCUAAUAGCCCCCAAGCCAGGCAUGCAGAAAGCGCCAUUCCCCACAACAAGAUUAGACACCAUCCUACAGACCACAUCCCCAAAAUUCAAAAUCACCCUGCUAGGCACCCCAGCUCAAGCAAUCGCCGAGCUACACGAACAAUCCGCCACAGAGCGCCGGCGCCAAGAAGCAAGAGCCAGCCAUCUAGCAGCAGCCCGACGCAACAAACCCGCCGCAUCAACACGCCCAGGCGGCGUGCACACGCUCUCCUCCUCAAGCGCCAACUACACCUUCCACCGACUCCUCCCACUCUCCUACCUCCCGAACCCAGACCGCUCGCUCGACUUUCUCAAACGGCUCCGCGACGACCCAGGCAUCCGCUCAGCAAUGGCGAAGCAUAAAUUCUCCGUGCCGCUCUUGACAGAGAUGAACCCGGCCGAGCACACAACGAGUGAAUCGAGAACGCUCGGUCUGAAUCGGAACAAGGGCGAGGUUAUUGAGUUGCGCUUGCGCACUGAUGCCUAUGAUGGGUAUCGCGAUUAUCGGACGAUCCGGAAGACGCUUUGUCAUGAGCUGGCGCAUUGUGUGUUUGGGCCGCAUGAUCGCGAUUUUUGGAAUCUUACUGGUCAAAUUGAGAAGGAGGUUGAGGCUGGGGAUUGGAAGUCUGGUGGUCAUAGUGUUUCUGGGCAGGAGUUCUAUAACCCUGGGGAUUGGGAGAGUAGGCAGGGUGGGGAGGAGUUCGUUGAUGAGUGUGGGUGGACUGGGGGUGAGUUUGUGCUUGGUGGGCUGAGGGAGGAUGAGGCUGGGAGGAGAGCUGGGGCGUCGGCUUCUGGUUCUGAGUCGCGACGGGAGAUUAUGGCUCGGGCUGCGGAGGAGAGGAUGAAGAAAGAGAAGGAGACUGGGAAGCAGGAUGAUGCUACGUGA
Messenger RNA from Penicillium nucicola, 1041 nucleotides. RefSeq names its product putative zinc metalloproteinase. Lineage: Eukaryota; Fungi; Ascomycota; Eurotiomycetes; Eurotiales; Aspergillaceae. Gene Ontology annotation, molecular function: proteasome binding. The record is from RefSeq and is a predicted model, not a curated record. The transcript has a single exon. The coding region runs from base 1 to 1041 and encodes 346 amino acids.